This is a messenger RNA of Mercenaria mercenaria, 1949 nucleotides long. RefSeq lists its product as uncharacterized. Lineage: Eukaryota; Metazoa; Mollusca; Bivalvia; Venerida; Veneridae. Bases 87 to 593 code for a protein of 168 amino acids. The record is from RefSeq and is a predicted model, not a curated record. The transcript has 4 exons.
CCAAACUUCCAUGCACAUUUCUUAGCAAUUGAACAAGCUUUCUACAGUGCUUUUUCCUAACAGAUUAGACGUCUAAAAGUACAAACAUGAGGGUGGCAAUAUUCGUCUCUGUUAUGUUACUCGUGUGUUGUCUUUCCACGGACGCUUGGUGGGGAAGACGUAGACGACAUUCUCGCAGGACGGUUAGCGCAAACGUGAGUGUAAAGAAUGGACAACCAACGCUAGAAGGAAGUUGGACACACAAGGGAGAUAAAUGGGAAAGCUCAGUGACAGGAAGUAUCGAUCCCUCAGGAAAUUGGAAUAUUGGAAUUGGUGCCACAUGGCAUUUCAAAAAAAGGAGUGUUGAAUCACAAGAGCACCAUUACAACGUCACACUACAAACUGAUCCAUGUAAUUUCAAGACAUAUGACGACGACCGUAACGAGGAAAUAACUAAAGAGGAAUUCUACGAUGUAUUCGGGCAAAACGAAAUGACUGAUGCUCUAUUCGAUGACCUAGAUUACCCAACUGCUGAUGGCGUUAUAGAAAUUGAAGAAUUCUACGAACGGGCACCUGUGACAAUUACUGCCUGUGUGGACGAUGGUGACGAAUAGAAACAUCUUCUAAAUGCGCGGACAAUUUGUGGUUUCUGAAUAAUGUAUAAUGAACAUUUUUACGAUAUAAAAAUAUGUAGAUAUACUCACAUUAUUUUAUUAGCUUAAAGUAUUUAGGUGUUUUUUCUUUUUCCUUACAUAAGAAUUACAUAGAUACAAAACAUUAAUUUGCAUAGCGUUAGCGAAAGAUCAACCACAAUAAUGAAAAUAGGUCCGCAAAGUUUGGGAGUUUAUAAAAAACGAGCUACUUCAUAUCCGCAUCAAAUGAUUUUUAGAGAUCUUGUAUGUGUAUUGUUGAAAGAAAUUCGUCAUAUUACUACUUCUUAACUAAAACAAUUGUGUAAUAAAAUCAUAAAGAAAUUUCUUUGUUUGAGAUUAUACCUGCGUCGAAAACCCAUUACCCAAUAAAGUUGGUCAGAAUUUCUACUUACAACAGACCGUGCUUUUCAUCAAUUGGUAAAAAAUAGGAUCUUUAACAUAUAUAAAUUUUAUAUAUACUUAUAUAAAAGGAUUUAUGUAUUUGUUUUCCAUUUGUAUUUUCUAUUAAAGUUUCUGUGUUUUAUGAUUCAAUUAAGUGUAUGACGCAUGCAAUAGAAUGUAGCAUCGUGGUUAGAUAAUUAAUUAAAGCCAAUGAGAAUUUCCCCGUACGGCUAGCUUGUGUACCAUCCAGGGUGCUGUGUGGUGGUUUCUUAUCGCCUGGAUAUAGAUAACUCCUAUUUUCGUACACUUUAAUGUAACUUUGUUUUCCGGUAUUUUGUAAAUAAAUACCCUAUAUUCAAUUCAUCAGUAGUUGAGUUUUCUAUACAAAGUGAUACACAAGCUUUCCUUUAGGGAAAUAAUGAGACAUAAAUAAAUUUUAUAUAUACUUAUAUACGGUAAAAGGAUUUAUGUAUUUGUUUUCCAUUUGUAUUUUCUAUUAAAGUUUCUAUGUUUAAUGAUUCAAUUAAGUUUAUGACGCAUGCAAUAGAAGGUAGCAUCGUGGUUAGAUAAUUAAUUAGAGUUAAUGAGAAUCGAGAUCCCUAGUCACGUGAUGCGAUUAAACCAAUCGCCGUCUAGGAAAUCAUUCUUGUUUUGGAUGCGGAAAGGAUCAGUUCAUGUAUAUUUUCUCUUAACAGCCUCCACCUUCCCCAACCUCCUUCAUAUCUUAGGUUCCUGUAGACGUUCAACAUUAUUGUCGGUUUUUGUUUAGCUCUAGUUUCUUGUCGCUUGUAUUAUACAAAUAUGUCUUUGGAUAUAUGUAUUUUUAGUGUUAGUAACCUUCUAAUUGUGUUUGUAGUGUGUGGCGGCGGUUUCUUAUCGCCUGGAUAUAGAUAACUCUUAUUUUUCUUACACUUUAAUGUAACUUUGUUUUCCGGU